AUGGUCUUCAGCCAGAAGCUGCCUCGUACCUGGAGUGCCGGUUCUGACCGUACCCUCCACUCCCUGUUGCAGUACCUGGAGUGCCGGUUCGGCGUGCUGACCCGUGUCCUGUGCUCGCUGGCCUUCUCGGUCCAGAUGGUUCUCUACAUGGGCAUCGUGCUGUACGCGCCGGCCAUCGCGCUUAGCACCGUCACCGGGAUCAGCCUGUGGCUGUCCGUGCUGCUCGUCGGUCUCGUCUGCACGUUCUACUCGACUCUGGGCGGCAUGAAGGCGGUCCUGGUCACGGACGUGUUCCAGACGCUGCUGAUGUUCGCGGCCAUCUUCGCCGUCAUUGCUGUGGGCUGCGUGAAGAUGGGCGGCCCGGCCGAGGUCUGGAGGAUCGCCGACGACGGCGGUCGGAUCCAGUUCUUCAACUUCUCGCCGGACCCGACUGAGCGCCACACGGUGUGGUCGCUGGCGGUGGGCGGCAUCUUCAUCUACCUCAGCCUGUACGCGGUGAACCAGGCGCAGGUGCAGCGGCUGCUGACCAUCGGUCGGCUGCGCCGCUCGCAGCUGGCGCUCUGGCUGCAGUGGCCCAUCCUCACGCUGCUCAGCCUCAGCACCUCGUUCGCCGGCCUCGUCAUCUACGCCUUCUACCACGGCUGCGACCCGUUCCUCGCCGGCAAAGUGCAGCUUCCCGACCAGCUGCUGCCGCGGUUCGUGAUGGACACGAUGCGUGACAUCCCCGGCCUGCCCGGCCUCUUCGUGGCGGGCAUCUUCUCCGGCUCGCUCAGCACCGUCUCCUCGGCCGUCAACUCGUUGGCUGCCGUCACCGUCCACGACUAUGUCCGGAUGGUGCCGUGCUGGUCCCAGCAGCCGGAGGAGUGGGAGCUGCCGCUCACUAAGCUGCUCUCGCUCGGCUACGGCCUGCUCUGCCUGGCCGUGUCCUACGUCGUCUCCAAGCUGGGCAAGAGCGUGCUGACGGCGUCGCUGACCAUCUUCGGCGCCGUCGGCGGCCCGCUGCUUGGCGUCUUCACGCUCGGCAUGGCUGUGCCUUGCGCCAACCAGCGGGGCGCUGUGACGGGCCUGCUGCUGGGUCUGGCGCUUACCCUGUGGAUCGGCUUCGCACCCAAGCCCGCCCCGGUGGCUCUGCCCGUCUCCAGCGACCUGUGCUACAAUGGCACGCACGUGGCCGGCGUGGUGGUGCCCGACUACGAGGGCAUCGACGACGGCACCGACGACAACAGCACAGCCGUACUGCUCGGCACCGCCAGCCCGCUCCAAGCCAGUGAGAAGUACUUCUACCUGUACCGGAUCUCGUACAUGUGGAUCUCGAUGAUCGGGUUCGCGGUGACGUGCGCGGCGGGCGGCCUGGCGUCGCUGGUCGGCCCACGCGACCCCGCGGUGCCGCACAGCCUGCUCAGUCCUCCGGUCGCCUGGCUCCUCCGGCGCUGGGGCUCUCAGGAGCCGUCCCCCAGCCGGGCGAAGCUGAACAGCGACGCUCCGACGGUCGAGCUGGAGCUGUUCGAGGCCAAGACGCGGCUCUGACCUCUGACGCUGGUCUUGCCUGGCCUGACCUGACCUGACCUGACCUGAACUGACCCCACCCAG
This is a messenger RNA of Pollicipes pollicipes, 1590 nucleotides long. RefSeq names its product putative sodium-dependent multivitamin transporter. The record is from RefSeq and is a predicted model, not a curated record. Gene Ontology annotation, molecular function: symporter activity. NCBI's taxonomy places the organism in Eukaryota, Metazoa, Arthropoda, Thecostraca, Pollicipedomorpha, Pollicipedidae. Gene Ontology annotation, cellular component: membrane. The coding region runs from base 1 to 1527 and encodes 508 amino acids. Gene Ontology annotation, biological process: sodium ion transport; transmembrane transport. The transcript has 10 exons.